This is a messenger RNA of Stomoxys calcitrans (stable fly), 409 nucleotides long. RefSeq lists its product as uncharacterized. Gene Ontology annotation, cellular component: extracellular region. Gene Ontology annotation, molecular function: chitin binding. Bases 71 to 349 code for a protein of 92 amino acids. The record is from RefSeq and is a predicted model, not a curated record. Lineage: Eukaryota; Metazoa; Arthropoda; Insecta; Diptera; Muscidae. The transcript has 2 exons.
UAUUCUGACAUACACUCGUAGUUUGGCUAUUUGUAGUGGAGUUUACUUGAGGAAAAGUGAUAGAAACAAUAUGAAAUUCUUGGUUUGCUUGGCUCUCUUCGCCUCCUUGGCUCUGGUCUCUGUGAACGCUCUUGCUGGUCAAUCGGCUUGCCGUGACCCCACUGAGGUUCAUCAGAAAUUCCCCCAUCACUGGGAUCCAUCCAAGUACUGGUAUUGUGAACAAUUGAAUGAAAAUGCCGUUGAGAGAGAUUGCCCCAAGGAUACCGCCUACAUGCAUUUGUUGAAGGAAUGCAUUCCCUGGCCCAACUGGGUCUGGAAGAAACCAGAAAAUCCCCCAACAGUUGCUUAGAAUGAUAAUACGACUCUGAAAUUUGUUAUAUGAAAUUCCAAAUAAAAUGCCUUGAAAGUA